This is a messenger RNA of Paramacrobiotus metropolitanus, 1857 nucleotides long. Its product is annotated as leukocyte elastase inhibitor C-like. Lineage: Eukaryota; Metazoa; Tardigrada; Eutardigrada; Parachela; Macrobiotidae. The coding region runs from base 355 to 1542 and encodes 395 amino acids. The transcript is spliced from 2 exons. The record is from RefSeq and is a predicted model, not a curated record. Gene Ontology annotation, molecular function: serine-type endopeptidase inhibitor activity.
ACAACAGUUGUACGCAUUUCUGGAAUGACAAACUUUAUAAGCGCUAUCGAUCUCUGCGCAUCAUUUGUCUCUAUCGCGCCUUAUAACAUACACGCAACAUUUUGUCAGCGUUUGAUCGCACGAAGUUCUUACUCGUGAUCGGGAUGUGGAUAACUUACAAUUAUCAAGCUAUGUUAACGCUUGCGCAGUGAAUCAGUAUCGACGAACUUUUCUAAUUUCGCGAAUAAUAGACCGCCACCUGUAGCUAUCCACAGGACGUAAUCGAUGACCUUUAUUAAAUCGCACCACUGUUGGAACGGGUGCCAACUGGCAGCUUUCCAAUUCUAACUGUUUAGUCCGCCUCGACCUAUAAACAUGGAAAGAGCCAGCGAAUUUAUAAAUUCCCUGUCCUUUACGUUGUACCGUAGAAUAUUAUUGCAACGGAAACCCGGUGACAAUAUUGCCGUUUCUCCGCUCGGAGUUCUUAGCGCUUUUAUCUCUGUCAAAGAUUCAGAUUUCGGAAACAGCGGCGAGAUUUUCAACACAAUGAGUCGCAUUUUUGAAGAUAGUGGGAAGCAACCGGAACAGUGCUUUACAGAGCUGUUUACUGAGCUGCGUUUGCGAGUGUCCGGUGUUUCUCGGCCUGCAGAUUCGGUUCCAACUGAUUGUUCCAGUCCCAGUACAUCUAGCGAACCGGCGCCCAUGGAAUCGCAUAUGAUUUUCUAUGGGUCUGUUGUUGAUGAAAUUGAAUUAUCGCUGCUGAAUACAGUUUUUUCGUGGGUAGGUAGUGAUAGCAGUAUCGGUCCGGAUAUUUCACGAUCGAUGGGAGAUGUAAUGGUGAUGGACGCCCCAGCAGAUGAUUCUAAUUGCGCACUGAGAUUUAUCAAUGAAACUAUGGAGAAAACGACGGGACGAUCGAUCGCAUCGUCGCUUACUGACUGUCAACCGCCCAUACUGCUUAAUAUUCUAACUUUUAAAGGCGGAUGGUCCGAAAAAUUUCGCAAAGCAAAAACGGCAAAAAAUAAGUUUUACAUGGGGGACAUUGAGAUGGAAGUGGAUAUGAUGUCGUUAGCCAGUCAUUUUAAUUAUGCGUAUUACGAGCCAUUGGAUGUUGACUAUCUGGAAAUAUGCUACGCUAGCGGCGAAGCGUCGAUGCUAAUCCUGUUACCACGUCAGAAGGGUGGACUAGAGGAACUGGAAGGAAAGUUGGAAUUUAAGAACAUCACCGAGGUGGCCGAACUAGCCAACAGGAUGCACGAGGUGCACCUGUUCUUUCCUAAAUUUGUUAUAGACAACUCCACUGAUCUUACGGUUCUGUCUGGAAGACUGGGUGUACAGCCAAAAACUGGAGCUUCUUGUCGAUUGCUUCAUGCGGCUGUAAUCGAUGUUCACGAAUCCGGAACCGGCAUCAAUAACGACGAAGUGGGCUUGCAGGGUGCCGGCACUCCAGGGCAUCCAGAGCCUAUAGAAUUCGUGGUGGAUCAUCCUUUUAUGUUUUUAAUACGCCAUAAUCCCACUAACUGUAUACUUUUUAUUGGAAAAUUAGAGAAUGCUAAUGCGUAAAUCCAUGUUCAGAAGUAUUAUUGCAUAUUAAUUUAUUUUUCUUCGCCCAGUAAGCAGGUGUUCAUAAUAUUAUUGUUAUUGCGUACUGGCGUGAGCGGAUGUUGCGCGAACACCGACAGGCAAUGAAACUGAAUUAAGUGUUCGUACAACAGCAAACUAAUUAGAAAGCACUGCCAAAAUCUGACAAACCUUUUUUAAAGCGUUCUCUGUUUUAGUACAGCAAUCUUUUAACGACUGAAGUUGCAACAAUAGUAGAACGCCCGACCAUUCAUCUUCUUGAAGUUUGCAUGAAAAGUCUCGUACCUACCGUAUGUG